GAACUACGAGAGGUGAACUGAACUGACAGCUGGCGGAUGAGCUGCACUGCUCCUGCGGACAGCUUCUCAUUCUUCACGCACGCAGAAUCUCACCACUGACGGAUGUUUCCAUUCCAACAUUCGCGAUUUGUGGACUGAACUCUUUUUUUUAUUAUUAUUAUCUUUUUCCACCCUUCGGAAGAGUUCCGAGGAGCGCACAUGUGAAUUUAAUUACCUCCGGGCUUCUUUUUGCGUGCAUGUCGGUGGGGUUUUCAGGCGAAGCUGCUGUUUACAGAUAAAUUCCUUCACCACCUUCAUACGGUGUCAUUUUUGUCCGUUCGUGAGGGCAGCGUUUUUGGCAUAAAGCUUGAACUGAGAGUCAUUGAAACUUUUGCGUAAAGUCGCGCUUUGUUGUGCGCCGCAGACCGGGACGAGCGAGAGAAGCUUUGCGCGUAAAGACUGUGUGAUUUCCCGCACGGAGCGUUGAUCAUGUCACCGUCGCGCGCGCAUUACAAAACUCUCCACAAAUAACCAGAUCAAAUAAAUAAACAAUAAAAAAAAUACAGAUCUAUAGAUCUAUAGAUGCGUUUGCAUUUGAGUUCUGUGCGGAUUUAAAUCUUCGAGGGACGGAUUCUUGCUCUGCUCUCAGGGCGUGAAGGAGUUUCACAGAGACGUGCAUCUGUAAUUUAACCCCCUGCUCUACAGGAUAGCAUGGCAAUGGUAGUAAACCAGUGGCAGGAGAGCAUCGCAGCCGACCCCGGUUCUCAGCUGCAGCUGUGCGGUCAGGAGCCGGGCGGCGCACCGGCCACCCCGUCCGCGUCCACGCCGGGUAACGACGCGCUCGGCGCCGAUAAGCUGGCCAGCGUGGACUGCAUGGUGUGCGGAGACAAGUCGAGCGGCAAGCACUACGGUCAGUUCACGUGUGAGGGCUGCAAGAGCUUCUUCAAGCGCUCCGUGCGCCGCAACCUGACCUACAGCUGCCGGGGGAACCGAGACUGCCCCGUGGACCAACACCACCGCAAUCAGUGUCAGUACUGCCGCCUCAAGAAGUGCCUCAAGGUCGGCAUGAGGAGAGAGGCCGUCCAGCGAGGACGUAUGUCCAGCUCUCAGACCAGUCCAGGCCAGUACCUGCCCAAUGGGAAUGACCCGUACAAUGGACAACCAUAUCUCUCUGGCUUCAUCUCUCUGCUUCUCCGGGCGGAGCCAUACCCCACGUCCCGCUACGGCGCUCAGUGCAUGCAGUCAAACAACCUGAUGGGCAUCGAGAACAUUUGCGAGCUGGCAGCACGUCUUCUUUUUAGCGCUGUAGAGUGGGCCAAGAAUAUCCCAUUCUUUCCAGACCUACAGCUCAUGGAUCAGGUGGCGUUGUUGCGCAUGUCGUGGAGUGAGCUGUUUGUGCUGAAUGCAGCACAGUGUUCCAUGCCCCUGCAUGUAGCACCGCUGCUAGCUGCCGCCGGUCUGCACGCCUCCCCGAUGUCAGCUGAGCGUGUGGUGGCCUUCAUGGAUCAUAUCCGUGUAUUCCAAGAGCAGGUAGAGAAGCUGAAGGCCCUGCAGGUGGACACAGCGGAGUAUUCCUGCCUCAAAUCCAUUGUGCUCUUUACUUCAGAUGCCAUGGGCCUGUCAGAUGUGGCUCAUGUGGAAAGCAUCCAGGAAAAGUCUCAGUGUGCCCUGGAGGAGUAUGUAAGGAAUCAGUACCCCAAUCAGCCCAACCGUUUCGGGCGUCUUUUGCUGCGACUGCCGUCUCUGCGUAUCGUCUCGUCGCCUGUGAUCGAGCAGCUCUUCUUUGUGCGCCUGGUGGGCAAGACACCCAUCGAGACGCUUCUUAGGGACAUGCUGCUAUCUGGCUCCAGCUACAACUGGCCCUACAUGCCUGUGCAGAGAGACCGACCUCUGUCGCUCCACUACAACGAGAACGGGCCUUGACCCCAUCCGCAUCCGCUAAAAGCCACAACAUGUAGAACCCAUCAGCACCUAAUUCGCCAUUCUGUGGUCGGGAAUUGAACUCUUGAGACAUUCUCGUGCCAAGAUUCCUACUGCAGUUGCUCUACAGUGUUUACGGACAUCAUGACUGAGUACUUGACUGCAUCACCUUGACUGAAAGGGGCAAAGUCCAUUCCAGUCCACUGAUUUUCAAACAAGCCAGAAGCCAUUAAAGCUGAUACCAAAGUGGGUGUCUUUCUUUUUGUACCAGGACAUUUUGAGAAAUAAAAUUUAUAAUCCAGAGUUUAAGAGAAACUGUCUGUAUGUUAAGUGGGGAGAAGUGGAGAAAUCACGCUAACUCGACAGUCCGAAAAGAGACAAGAGGCCAGUAAGACUCCGAACAUGCCCAAGCCAACUGCCAGAACAUAAACGGCAGGUGAACCGUACGAGUCGGUGAAAAGAACUCUAUUGUGGUUCGUCUCAAUGUCAUUUUGAGUCUCUAAGGGGAGUUUUGAAAGAGGCACUUCAUUUUGAAACCAGCCAGUCACCCUCCCUUUUUCUUUAUGCUCUUUCCAGCUACCACCAAAAAUUUAGCACAGCUAGAUAGACUUUCUUUAGUUGCCAUGCAAGGUCAGUCUGUAGUGCUUAUUUCGCUCAACGAGGAAAACACUGAAGAGUAAAUAUGAGCAAAAAUCAGGACCUCAGCAUAUUGUCAGCUCUUGGGGACCGGGAGCCGUGCUGUACCGUAUGUAGCAGUGGAUAUUAAGUAUUUCAUUAUUCUUCUAGCAGUAUGUUUCAGUAUGUCACUGUUUUAACAUGGCACUACAGCUUUCUAAGGCAACGUUUGGAUUUAUAAGGCCAAGGGGUCUAGGAAAGCAGGACCUGUUAUAUUAGUUCACAGAAUAUUUCUAUAAGAGGUUUUUUUUCCUGUAUUUUAGGUUUGAAGAAAAAUGAGUCCUUGAAAUAAAAUUUGUCGUUCACAAAAAAAUAUGUUGUUUUG
Tachysurus vachellii is the source of this 2899-nucleotide messenger RNA. It is a transcript of the gene nr2f5, whose product is annotated as nuclear receptor subfamily 2, group F, member 5. The transcript has 4 exons. The record is from RefSeq and is a predicted model, not a curated record. Gene Ontology annotation, biological process: cell differentiation; anatomical structure development; regulation of transcription by RNA polymerase II. Gene Ontology annotation, molecular function: zinc ion binding; nuclear receptor activity; RNA polymerase II cis-regulatory region sequence-specific DNA binding. Lineage: Eukaryota; Metazoa; Chordata; Actinopteri; Siluriformes; Bagridae. The coding region runs from base 691 to 1902 and encodes 403 amino acids.